Molecule: messenger RNA, 1393 nt
Organism: Salarias fasciatus (jewelled blenny)
Lineage: Eukaryota; Metazoa; Chordata; Actinopteri; Blenniiformes; Blenniidae
Gene: esm1
Product: endothelial cell-specific molecule 1
Exons: 3
Coding region: 346-891 (181 amino acids)
Cellular component (GO): extracellular region
Source: RefSeq, a predicted model, not a curated record
UGACAUCAGGUCUCACGGAUUUCAAUUCCUGGAUGGCGGGCCAGAGUUAAUCCCACUUCCACGCCGGAUUUCUAAAAAGGGGACUGGCUGGCAAAAAAGGGACGACAACACCGGAAUGAGGAAAUUGACGAGGGCCAGUCAUGUGCAAAAACAAAGUUGUUCAUCGCAGAUAACCAUCCAACCUGAUGAGCGGCGGGCCACUCCGCUCAAGUCUCAGCGAGGCUCCGGCAGCCCCUCCAUCUCUCUCCCUCUCCCCCUCUCUCUCUCUCUCUCUCUCUCUCUCUCCGUCGCCCUCUGUCUCUCUACCUCUCUCUCCCAGCUCCGGCUCCUUCUCCGCAUGCAGCGAUGUCCUUUCUGCUCAUCACGGUGUUGUCCUCCCUCGCGGUGCACCGUGCCGAGGCGUGGGGCGCCAGCGUCAAGUAUGCGGUGAACUGCCCGGAUCGGUGCAACCCGGAGCGGUGCGGCGGGACGCAGCGGUGCGCACGGACCGUCCUGGACGACUGCGGCUGUUGCCAGGUCUGCGCAGCCGGCAGAGGGGAGCACUGCUACCGCACGGUGUCGGGGAUGCACGGGGUGAAGUGCGGACCGGGAUUAUUCUGCGAGUUCUACAAGGACGAAGACGAUUACGGGGAUGAAUAUGGAAUAUGCAAAGACUGCUUGUACGGAACCUAUGGAGUUGAGUGCCGAAAGACAUGCAAUUGCAAAGGAGGCAUAUGUGACAGGGAGAAUGGAGCAUGUCUCACCCUCUCCUUCUUUGCCAAAAUCGCCAGCAAGCUCAAGACUGAACCCCAAACAGGGACCGAGGUGGGCUCAGGAGAAAUCAGCACAGUCCACAACACGGAUCAGCUCACAGACAGAUCCACUGCUCCAAAGCGGCUUAACCCUCGCUGACAAAGUGCUGACCAGACUGAAUCUGUUCAGUGUAAAUGUAGCAUUAACUUAUAAAUGAACUGAAAGAUAGGCUAUAUUUUAUUAUGUUAAACAACGGGAAAAACUUUUUUACGGUGUUUGCAAGUUUUUGUUCAGUUCGGUUGGUCCGUGUUUGACCUCCAUCUUUUUUAAUGAAAUAUGCCAACAGUGUUAUUUUAUUUGCGUUAUCUUUUUUUUGUUUUGUAUGAGUUUCUGUCGUAAAUUAAUCAUAACUAAGUGAAGGAAGUUCACAAUUGCUUUAGCAUCAUUUACUGUGUCUUCAUAUAUCAUAGGAUGUAUGUUUCUGGAUAAAAGAAACGUUCCUUUUUAUUAUUAACUUCAGCAACAGUUUUUUUUUCUCCUUGAGCAAGUCAACUUUUUUUGUUUGCACUGUAUAUAUGAAAAGUCACCAUGGACUAUAUAAUGUGUUUGACACCAGCCAUUGUAAAAGCAACAAAAAAUGCUCUUGAAAAUAAACCAAAGU